UCAGACAUUACUUGAUUCGCUCAUUUCACGUCAAGUGACCAAAACAUUCGCCUCUCAGCAGAAGGCGGAAGUAGCAUUAGCGGCUACCAUUAGCAAACGACCUUUCAUCUAAGACCUUACCAUAAUACGUCCAACAAACCCUAAUUGAUAAAGGUAUGCCACAGAAAGACCCGUGUCAAAAGCAAGCGUGUGCAAUUCAGACGUGUUUACAAGCUAACAAAUACGUGGAGAGCAUGUGUGAGGAUGUGAUCAGAGAGAUGCGGCGGUGCUGCAAAACACACGCUGCAAACUCCAUCUGCUGCUCCGGGUUUAAGGACUCAAAACCCACCGAGGACAGAAGUAACACAUAGCUCCCUGUGGGAUGCGUUUGGUGGGGAUAAUGGCUGAAACAUUGUGUCAAUGUUUUAUUGAGUGUGUAACACUCUAUACAGUGUGCUGAGCUGUAAUUUGGGAGAAUAGGAAUCUGUAAAACUGCAUUGAACUUUAAAUUAACUGUAUUAUUUAAAUCUGAAAGGGCCUUUUCCAUUGCAGACAUUUAGACAUGUCAUUGCAGAGAGGCCCUGGAGCAUGGAGUGUCAUAUUAUUAAUUACAUCUGUGUUUGUCAAGUCAAAACGUCACACCUCUCUGGAUAUUCUUGUACACCCAGCUGAACAUUAUAAUGUAAUCUGUCCAAACUAUUUAUUAAAGGGAAGUAAGAGUGAA
Messenger RNA from Morone saxatilis (striped sea-bass), 703 nucleotides. It is a transcript of the gene cmc4, whose product is annotated as C-x(9)-C motif containing 4 homolog (S. cerevisiae). Bases 156 to 350 code for a protein of 64 amino acids. The transcript is spliced from 3 exons. NCBI's taxonomy places the organism in Eukaryota, Metazoa, Chordata, Actinopteri, Moronidae. The record is from RefSeq and is a predicted model, not a curated record. Gene Ontology annotation, cellular component: mitochondrial intermembrane space.